AAAUAUUUUAACACAAGGAGCACUAGACUGGUCGGAGAUAUGUAGCGACCCCAGCCUCACGCGGUCACGCCUCACCAUCUUCACCGGCAGCGCACCACGCCGCCGCCGCCGCCGUCCCACGCAUUGUCUGUUGCUCAGCUUCUCCUAGCCCAGCUCCUGCUAGCUAGGCUAGGCCUAGGCUGCUACAUACUGCCAUCAUCCAUGGAGUCGCCUCCUGAUCAGGCGGCGGCGGCGGCGGCGCGCCAGGACAAGGAGCAGCGGGACUACAGACUCAUCGCAAAAGCCGUGGACGAAGCGUACCGGGCGGUGGAGUGCGACGGCGGCGGGUACCCCUUCGGCGCGGUCGUCGUCCACGGCGGCGGCGACGACGAGGUGGUCAGCAGCAGCCACAACUCGGUCCGGAAGGACGCCGACCCGUCGGCGCACGCCGAAGUGACCGCCAUCAGACAGGCGUGCAAGAAGCUGGGGAAAACCAGCCUCGCCGGCUGCGAGAUCUACACGUCCUGCGAGCCGUGCCCGAUGUGCCUGGGGCUCAUUCGCCUGGCCAAGAUAAAGAAGGUGGUGUACGGAGCCAAGUCGGAGGUCGCCGCUGCCGCCGGGCUCAACGGCGUCCUCCCAGAGGUCUUCAGAGAGUACUACCAGAAAUCCGGCGUGGAGAUGAGGCAGGCCGAGGGCGAGGCGGCAACCCGGAUCGCCGAGGAGGUGUUCGAGAAGACCAAGGGCAAGUUUCGCAACAAGUAAACGCGCUGGAGAUGGCGCCGGGCGGAUGGCUGUUGCCUGUUGCUAGUGGAAUGGUUGCCGUUUCCAAGCUUUUUGUCCGGGGGACCUUUGAUCAGAGGUCACAUGCCCAGAGACCGGAAUAAAUUCACCCCUUUCCCCCCCUAAAAAAUACUCCAUUUCACAUGGUUUGUUGUAUCAGUGUGUUAUUUCUUUUUUUAACGCCCGCCUCGACCGUGUGACAUUUUUUUUCUUAAUAAUGUAGGGUGUUACUUGUUGGGAACAUAAUUAGGUGUACUCUCAAGACUCUUAAA
This is a messenger RNA of Zea mays, 1031 nucleotides long. RefSeq names its product cytidine/deoxycytidylate deaminase family protein. Gene Ontology annotation, molecular function: guanosine deaminase activity; zinc ion binding. The transcript has 4 exons. The coding region runs from base 202 to 741 and encodes 179 amino acids. Lineage: Eukaryota; Viridiplantae; Streptophyta; Magnoliopsida; Poales; Poaceae. Gene Ontology annotation, biological process: purine nucleoside catabolic process. The record is from RefSeq and is a predicted model, not a curated record.